CGGGCCUCCCAGUGCUACUUGGUUCGUAGACAGAGUGAGACGUAUAAGAAACCCACUCACAUACUCGCACCUUUCCUCCUGUCACGCGGGUUUUGGACAGAAUUAUGCUGAACGCGGCGAAUAUAAUAACACAGGAUGACGAGGCGCUGGAUCUCACCGCCUACAAGUGGGUGAAUAAGUCAAUGGAAUGUCAACACGGCUACAUCCCCACCGUCCCUGAGUACAUUGACGCUUUGGGACAGUACAAGACAGCUAUUCACAUUGUUAGUUCCCUCAUCACAGCUGCCCUCUUCCUCUUCUACGUGGAACACAUCGUCUUCACCUACAGAAACACUCACACAGUCUAUCGCAGACACAUCAACUGGCUCGCAUGCUUCUAUCCGGUGGGCGCCUUAAUGUCGACCCUGGCUCUGGUGGUGCCUAGAGCUCACAACAUUUGCAAUGCUGUUAAGAUUGUGUAUUUCUCGCUGGGUAUAAGACAUUUCGUGGAUCUGACUGUUGUGAUGUUUGGGUGCGAGAAGGGCAUGUUGUCUAAGCUAAAGGGAGAACACUUUGACUUUCACGUGAGCCUCCUGCGAUGCUUUCCAUGCAUACCCUCGCCCAGCAUCACCAAGAUUCGACUGCGUGUGCUCAAGUGGAUGUUGUGGCAGUUUCCAUACACCCAGACCAUCUACUUCUUCCUGGAAAUCUACUGGACAGCUUCUGAGAGUAACUCGCGUGGAUUGGUCCUCCUCAAUUAUGAUUACCUGUGGUUAGAUGUGUUCAACGCUGUCUCCUUCCUGGGCGCCAUCUAUGCCUUCACCGUGCUUGGUCAUCUAGUGAGAGACCACCUUCAUGCCUUCAAUUUCAAGAGGAAGUACGCGACACUCUUGCUGCUGCUGACGAUCCUGAAGGUGAUGGGUCUCGUGAUGGUCGUGUUGGGGAACUAUGAUUUCUUCCCCUGCAUUCCUCCGUACAUCAACUCAAUGGUGUACUCUCACACUGUGUUAAACCUUGUACACCUGGUGCUGCUGACCAUCUUCGGUGCCCUGGAGUACUGGCAGUACCACACGGAGGAGUUCCUUCAGCCCAUCUCCGACAAACACCACCAACACGCCCACGAGCUCAUCAUCCACGGACAAGCCUGCGUGUGUAUCAUUUCCGAGAUGACUGGAACUCACAACAGGAGGAGGAGGGCCUCGCAGCUCCCUGUGGUCCUCGAGGAUGACACACUCGGCGAAUUUCAAGAAGAAGAAGAAGAAGUAGUGAAGAAGAAGAAGGAGUUUGAGGUGUCCUCUGUAGAAACCGAGAAAAAACCCGUUCCUGAAGGUGAUAACAAUAGCAAGUACCUUGAAGUCCACAAAACCAAAACCUCUCCUGAGGAAAACGGGACGACCCCUGGUGUCAGGGGCUCUGAGGGUGAAAUAAAUGGGAACCAAGAGCUGACUUAUACUCGAUUCUGACGUCACACUUAAGAACAACAGGUACAUGUUAAUAUGUUAAGAUAAGGUUGAGAAAUGGUAGACGAAGACAACUCGAGACUCAGACAGCGAUUGACUCAUACCGUACACAGAGCUCACUGUGUCGUGAGUUGCGGGUUGUAUUAAUGGUCUCACCACACCGGUAAGCCAGCCAUUUUAAACACUUUGGUGUAGACUUUUGAAACUUAAUAAAUAAGUUAUUGUAAGUCAAAUAAUAUCUCCUCACAUUUCAUGAUUGUUUGACAUUAAGGCAAAGUUUUUCUCUUCCAUGAGAGUGAAGAUUAUUCUCCUCCCUAAUAAGACCUACGGUUAAAAACUAUUUACUACAUUAUUCUACAGUCUACAGUGUAUACAUAUAUGUAAAUUCUGUAAAGUUAAGGUCACACAUCGUAAAACAAGUUCCCUCACCUAACCGUUCAUACAUCUAAGUUACAGUAUGGCUAUAUUUUUUCCAACUGAAAAGCCACGCAUUAGGCAAUAAGUUUAACUCGUAAUUUUGUUUAUUUUUUUUUUCUAACUCAGCCUCACUAUUGGGAUGCAGUGGCCGAGGGAAUAUAGCUGGAUUCACACUGCUCAAUACCGGCCGCCAGUCUUAUAGGAUAAACUUUUGCACAAGAGUGUUAACACUUACUGUUUAUUGCUGACACUCAAUAGUGAUUACAAUGAAACCCCCAUUGGCCGGACGAGGCAAGAAAAGAAUACAAAUUCUACGCCAGACCUCUGAUGUGUUCCUAGAUCUCAACACUUACAUUCCUCAGGCAGAUGACGGGUGAGCGCCAGCAUCAUGGACCAUCACUUCGCCGUCCCUACACUACACUGACACUAAGACAGACGACCAUCCUAUAGUACAACUACAAACAUCACUACAGAAGAUCAGUGACGUCACACCACUCAUCCCAGAGGACUCAUUCGUCGUCUACACCGACGACUCACUGAAGGACACGGGUGCAGCAGGCUGCGCUUAUGCGGCCUGUUCCGUAAUGACGUGUGUCGCCGGAGCAAUGAGUCGUCUACCGGAUUGAGCGAGCACAAGGUGUGAACUACGGGACAUCCUGGGACCCCUCAACUACUUGCUGGACGAGGAGCGGAGUGGACUGGUGACCAGUGAUUCUCGUACUGAACAGAGUCGAUCACCUCACCCUGUCCCGUCUGUCAGGAUCUAGUGAGACAAAUCCAGCAUUGUCUCAUAAGGGCGAAGACGGACGCCCUCCUUAUCCACUUUUUUUAUGGAUCCCAUCCCAAAUUGGCCUGCACACUCCUUAUCCCUAACGACGCUUCAACCAUAACUCAAGAAAGUCGCUUUUCAAAUCAUAAACGAAGAACGAAGUGAACAGAAAGGUGCCAGUGUUAGUGUUCGCCACUGUGAUAAAUAUUGUGACACAAAAUAUUAAUACAGCCGGAAUAAAUGUCUGACUCGGCUCAAUGAUGGAGUUGCCAUCAGAAUCAGCCUUGGCUAUAGGCCAUGUUGUGAACUCAUGAGAAACCCUUCCCUUCCACUUACUCACUGUCGAAUUUGUGACGAAAAUAGAAAACACAGCCUCCAGCAUUACAUCUCAGAGUGCUCCUUGUUCCUACCUAACAAAAUCUUAGAGGCUUAGACGAACUCCGUAAAUUCUUCCUAACUACCAAUGUGUUGGACACUCUUUUACCGUUAUAUCUAACAUUUUGUACCAUAUAAAAUACCUGUUCUAGAAAACUACUGCUUGACUCACUUGUCUUGGCGCACGCUAUGAGGUGCGAGUUCCACUGUCUCAUUCCUUACACCCACUAGCAGUCAACUUGGGGUGCAGCUGCCCUACAAGGCGAGAGUCUGUGUAAUUCAGUUUGACGACCAGUUGGUCUGUGUAUAUUGGACUGUUGUCCCUAUGUAAGAGACGUAAAUAAAGACUUGAAAACUA
Molecule: messenger RNA, 3358 nt
Organism: Homarus americanus (American lobster)
Lineage: Eukaryota; Metazoa; Arthropoda; Malacostraca; Decapoda; Nephropidae
Product: organic solute transporter alpha-like protein
Exons: 9
Coding region: 105-1442 (445 amino acids)
Biological process (GO): transport
Molecular function (GO): transporter activity
Source: RefSeq, a predicted model, not a curated record